CUUAACACUUAUAACAAUUCCACGACACGGUGACCUUAAUAUUAUAUCUUAAUACGCUGUAGAAUGGAUGUAAUAUAAAUGUACAUUUAUUUCAAGUCUACUUAAAAAUAUCCGGAAACACUGAGAAGUAAGAAGGUUCUCCAAAAAUCUGUGCGGCUUUGACAUGAUUCCCCGUUAUCGAACUUUACCGUACCGAUUUAUGACCUUGAAGCUGGUUCUUAUGCAAGUUUAUGCGAAGAGAUUCCUCAAAGAAAAACAAACGUGAGGAAUCGAUUGAUAUCAUUGGAGAAGCUAGUAAUAGUGGAGAUGACGAUACUAAAAUUGAUAAAGAGGAACCACGCCAAUUGACUGGUGCAACCGAGCAGUCGUCAGAGUGCCUUUUACCGGACACACCAACUGCUGCUUUUGGAGAGACAAUUAAUCGUGGGGAUGACGAAGCACCGGUAGACACUUUUACCUACAUAGCCGUGGGUGGACGUAAAAGAACUCCUUCAUUGUCACUUGAACAUGAAGAUGCUGGAUGCGAUGAAGAAACGAUACCCAUAAAUGAUGUAGUUGAACAACCGCCGGAGUGCAUACCCAAGGAAGAUUUCGUUGAUGUCAUUGGAGUGAUUGGUGAUAGUGGAGAUGACCAAGCAACUGUCCCCACCAAAAAAAAAGGUGGCCGUAAAAGGACUUCGUCAUUGACAAUUGUGUCUGCCGAUACUAAAAUUGAUGAAGAGGAAACACACCAAUUGAUUGGUGCUACCGAUCAGUCCUCUGAGUUUCCUUUACAGGAGAAAUCAACUAAUGUGCUUGGAGAAGCUACUAAUAGUGAAGAUGACAACGUAUCGGUAGCAACAGUUCCCAACAUACAAAAGGGCGACCGUAGAAGAACUUCUUCAUUGACAAUUGUAAAUGACGAUACUAAAAUUGAUGAAGAGGAACAACACCAAUUGGCUGGUGCAACCGAGCAGACGUCAGAGUGCCUUUUACGGGAUGAUAUCGAAGAGAAAUCCACAAGCCAUAGAGAUGCGUCUGAUGAAAGAAAUUCCGGAGGAGGACAAACUGUCGGCGUCCAGGAAUCUCGUAAAGAAAGGGGGCCUUUUCCCUUACCACCUAUGCAGAGUACAGCAACAUACAACAGCAGCUGUAGACAACAAGACACAGAAGUUGAUGACUCUGAGAGCCCAUUCAUUGGUCUUGAAGGACGUCAAGAUCGCAGCUCCUGCCUAGCGUGCCAGAGGCCAGCGAGGGACGUUGUUAUCCGACCAUGUGGUCAUCUGCUUUACUGCUGGGGCUGUGUUGAUAGAAUGGACAAAUGCAGGAAAUGUGACAGAGCGAUAUCUGAUAAGAUUAAAAUAAAAACUGACUAACAAUUCAAAUUGGUAUAUGUUAUAUGGUUUAACCAAUAUAACAAAUCUCAUCCUCAUAUAUUAAGAAUAUUUGUUCCAAAUUGAUUUGCAUACAAUUGAAGCAUUCUGGCCUUAUGGUUGAUCUGUCUGAAGUGGUUUCUAUUUGACAUUAACCAUUUGAAAGAAAUUAAGUUCACAUCCCUCCAGUUUAUAAAACUCACCAUUUAUUGAUUUGAAAUAAUACUAUAUUAUUGAAUUAUGUUUAGUGAAAGGGCAAACUUACAAUGCUUAUCGGCUACCAUGUUUUUAUUUUUAGCGUAAGCAAAUUGUAUCAAAUAAGUCUCAUAAAACAAUGAUAAAAGAAAUAGAUGCAUGUUAAUAUUUAUUCAAAUAAUUAUGUAAUGUACCACAUUGAUUAACUAAAAACAUUUCAUUAAGAAAUUUGAUAAGCUACACUCUUAUUACAAAACUUUACCACCAUCACCCAAAGCAUAAUUGCAUUGAAAUGUAAUACACAUAUAGCCUUUGUUAAAUGACAUAAGAAAAAUGUAACUCUAUUUGAAAUUCACGCCUUCUAGUGAGUUUAUGAUGAAACAUGACAACGGAGAAAAUAUCACAAUGUAAUUUCACUAUAUUUGAAACACUACCAAACAAACUGCAACGUGCACGGUAUAAUCACUGAGCUUAUUAUUUAUCUUCGAUCAUAUCAUUUUUUUAAUUGUUUUUCUGUAAAAUAAAGAUUUAUAUAGCUCUGAUGAAUAUUACUCUUUCUACGCAUAGAAUGAGUAAUGUAUGUACAUUAAAUAAGGAAUACUAAAUGACGUAGAUGCUAUGGCAAUGAUGCCGUAAAGCUAUAGCUUCACUCAUACUGGUGGGUGCCAGCAUAUUUUUAUAAUGCCUCCAGUAUCGCCUGAGAGUACUGUUCCACGUGGUCGUCCCUAAGGCACACGUCUAGUGGUCGUCCCUAAGGCACAUGUCCAGAGGUUUGCGGGUAAUGUUUCGAUUGUAGGCCCAAAGGUGGUGGCGAAACGGAUGGACCAAGUUCGCCAUUAUUAUUAGGAAUAAACAACCUCGUCUCUGUCGACGUCAGCUCUGUUACUUUUUGAAGGGCCUAGUGCGUUGUGUGCGACGUAAUGUGUCUUGUAAAGAUGGAAGGGCUGGGUUCAGAAUUUGAUCUGGUUACAUAACCUUCCUAUGAGACUUUGGAUUGUCAUUCAUACCUAUACCGAACUACAAUCUAGACAGACAAGUAUGUGACCGACUUGCAUUGUGUCUUAGAGUAGUUCCCUAGAAUCCCGACUAUAUCGUAAAUUUGACGCAUGUAGCGUUUAAUAUGUGGAGGGUAAAUUUUGAUGUACAUGCCUAACUUGAAGAUGGAGUCCCAAAGGCAAGUUGGAAAGGCUUUCGCUAUCUGCCUGACAGAUUUCUGUAAGCAUAUACAUUUGUUAUUUAUAGAUAAAAAAUAUUAGAUAGAUAGAUAAGGAAUAUAUGAUACCUGGUUAACUCAAAUAACACGUGUAAAAUAAUUAACAUUAAUAACAACACGAGUCCUACAAAACCCAUCAUAUGGACACCAACACCAAGGAUGACUGAAACAAGAGUAAACUUUUAUUUCCAUUGUGGUCCUCAUUUAUAUCAGAUAUAUUAUGAUUGAGUGAUCGCAAAUGGUGUAUAAAGGUAGUGUUCUAAAUAUUAGAUGGUUACGUUUAAUCAAAAUGGAGAUAUUUAAAAUUAAAAAUGCCCACCUUAAUUUGGAACUGAGUGUAGUAUAUGUAUUAUUGUAUAAUUAAUGUAAUCAAUGUAAAUACCAUGUUGCCGCGUACGUAAUAAACAGAAAAUUGCGUAAUUGGACCCAUGCUUAUGGAUCAUCAAUAACCUAAUGGAUGUAUGCACGUACAAAGUCAUCAUACUAAUAGUAUAAGGAUAACUAAAUUAUUAGUGUAGUGUUCUUAUUGAGCAAAUUGUAAAAGGUACAUUUAAAUUAUGUGAUGCAAAUAUCAAUAUACAUAUCAUAAACAGUAAAUAUGCACUCGAGUACUAUGAACGAUAUUUUGUACACACUGUUACUUUUUUGUUUUACGAAAUACACCCGCAUACAAAACAACAUUCAUAUGCUCUCAAAGAAAAAGAGACAAACAAUCGCUCUCCUUUUUAUGCUUAAGUUUAAAUUAAAACAAAACGGGUGAUGUCAAAUUUCUUUGCAAUUCGAAUUAAUGUAUGAUUUGUUUGUCUCAUAUUUACUUCAGGCACAAAUUUCUCAAAACUCUUAAGCGUUUUACUUUUAAGUAUCAUCUAGCCGAAACACUUACUUUUUAAAACAAAAAAAAUAUUAAAAAAGAGAAUAUUACAGAAUGUGUAUAAAACAAAAAUAAAAAAUGAAAAUUAAAUAGUGUUCUGAGCCCUUUUUUAAAAUCACAUUUAAGAUUGGCCGAGAAAAUGGGACUGGGCCCGUUUCAGUAAUGGAUGUUAGUAGUAUCUAAUUAUCUUAAAUCUGUAUAAACGUCACAAAUAACAAUACAUCGUUUUUUCGUAAUUUCCUCAUCGUCUUGUUCUAUUUUAAUGUUUGCUUCAGUUAAAUGCAUACAAAUAAGUAGCAAAAUAAUGUAUUUAUGGGACUAAGAUAGUUUCAAUUUACGACUUAAAUUGAGUUUCUUUAUAAAUAAGUAAUACUAUUAAGAAAACUUUAUUAUGUUUCCAUAUUUAAAUACGGCACAUCAUCAGCCAAUAAGAUUUGCCCGUUCGAAGUUUACCCUUGCAGGACAAUUACAGUUUUUGAAACCAGUUCUGGUUGAAAGCCUGCAUGCAAUAUUUCUGCAGGGAAGCAAAGGAAAAUACGUGACAUGUUGAAUAUUUAAUUGUACUAUAUGAUUGUGUCUUAUGAAAGGAAGUACAUGAGCCAAUUACUGAUGUAUGUACCCCCGUUUAAAUAUUAAAAAGACAAUGUUAAACAUUUGCUUAGUAAUUAGACUGUUAAAUAGUUCGAAUCGUGUUAAUAUAAUUAUACCAAUCCGAUCCACUGGAACUCUUUUAAAGCAACGAAACACCAUAAAGUGUCUGUUAAUUAAAAAUAGCUGUUAUUUCAUUGAACUGAAUUAAAAUUGAUUUUUUUUUAUUGUUUUUUCUUGUUAUGCUUUAAAACAUUUUUGCCCUUGUUGUUUGUUGUUCUAUAUCUUUUCUGUAAUUUGGUUAUUUGUUGAUAUUUUGCGUUAUGUUUAGAAUUAGUUUUUAAUAUUGAAUAUGUUUAACUGUGUUAUAUUGCAUGCUGUUUAUGGUGAAGGUGAUAUUUGUUUGCAUUUGUAAAUACUAAUUCGUUUUACCGAUCUAUUCAGCAAAGUCACUACUUUUCUGUAGACGGGAAUUAGGAGUCAUUGCUGGUGUUCUUAGAACGAUAAUCUUGCUCCCUUGCUAAAUUGAUAACAAGUGACACAUACUCACUUGAUUGACUUUUCAGCGAUCUAGAGGUAACUUAUUCUUAAAGCUACACGUACAUGUAAAAGUUAAUUUUUUUGUCUGAAAGUUGUGUACGAAAAAUA
This is a messenger RNA of Mya arenaria, 4867 nucleotides long. RefSeq lists its product as uncharacterized. The coding region runs from base 231 to 1355 and encodes 374 amino acids. The transcript has 10 exons. NCBI's taxonomy places the organism in Eukaryota, Metazoa, Mollusca, Bivalvia, Myida, Myidae. The record is from RefSeq and is a predicted model, not a curated record.